Pleuronectes platessa (European plaice) is the source of this 1064-nucleotide messenger RNA. It is a transcript of the gene ntaq1, whose product is annotated as N-terminal glutamine amidase 1. The coding region runs from base 49 to 663 and encodes 204 amino acids. Gene Ontology annotation, molecular function: protein-N-terminal glutamine amidohydrolase activity; protein-N-terminal asparagine amidohydrolase activity. Gene Ontology annotation, cellular component: nucleus; cytosol. The record is from RefSeq and is a predicted model, not a curated record. Lineage: Eukaryota; Metazoa; Chordata; Actinopteri; Pleuronectiformes; Pleuronectidae. The transcript is spliced from 6 exons.
CAGUCUACAGGAUGUGACGUAUUACAACUACUUCCAGGAAGCCUCGACAUGAAGCUUGAGGACGGAAUCACACCGACCCGCGAAAACUGCGUCUACAGCAGCUGUUACUGUGAAGAAAAUGUUUGGAAACUUUGCGAGUUCGUCAAGAAGGAGAGAACCGCACCUCUGGAACAUCUGUCUGUGGUUUUCAUCUCAAAUGAGAACCGAAUGGUUCCUCUGUGGAAACAGAAGUCUGCACGUGGAGACCAGCCGGUGAUCUGGGACUAUCAUGUGAUCUUGAUGGUCAGAGGUCUUCAGUCGGACGCUGUAGUUUAUGAUUUGGACUCUGAGCUGUCGUUUCCCUGCAGCCUGAAACUGUACAGCGCCAAGGCCCUCCGGUCGGACCGCAGCAUCAGACCCGAGUACCACAGGAAGUUGCGUGUCGUACCUGCUGACAGCUUCCUGUUGAACUUUGCGUCUGAUCGAUCUCACAUGAAAGCGCCCGACGGGUCCUGGAAGAUGCCGCCCCCCCCAUACCCCCCCAUUCACACAGCAGAGAGUCACAUGAACCUGGAUGACUUCAUCAGCAUGGACCCUGCGGUCGGCUGGGGGGCGGUCCUCAGUCUGGAUCACUUCCUGCGGAGCUACGCAGAAAACUCUUCAUCAUCAUCAUCAUCAUCGUAGCUGUCGCUGCAGACCUUCAUGUUCUGGGAUUUCGAAGAGUCGGACACAUGUGGACAUACAAACUUUUAGCUACAACUUCUGCUGAGCAUGAUCAUGAGCUUCAGCAGCAACAGCAGUGGAUGCUCACGGGUCAGAAACAUUCAAAAUAACUCAAGCUGGAGGUCAGAAGAUAAACCAGUCUGAUGGUUCUGUUCCCAGGAGAGUUCACACGUUAAAGGAACAGACACAGAGACUCACCUGUCUGUUCCUUCACACACCGGGUUUAUCAUUUCCUGGUUUGAAUCAUAGACCAAUAAAGUUUGAUGGCAUGAGGUCAAAUCAUAUCAAGCGCCCCCUGGCUGCUGAAUGGUAUUGGUCACUAAUCUGAAAAAGUGGACAUUAAAUAAAUGUUUUAAAAAAUG